CCGACAGAAAAUUAUUUUGGAUCAUUUUAUUAGUUAUUUGUUUUAAAUAAGCAUCGUGAUCUCAUAGUAAGUUCAGUGAGCUGUGCACUGCUGUAAUUUAGUGUUGGUAUUUGCGUCAGUCAUUGGCCUGCCAGAUUUUUAGUUUGUCGAAAAAAGAUUAGUCUAGCUUAUCUUGAGCUGAUCGCUGAGAACACCAAAUUUGUUUUAGAAUUAAGAAUUUAUUCAAAUGCCACAUUGUUUUGAGGCAAGAAGAAAUGAGUAUUUUAUUUAAAAAUGACACUGGAUGGUUUAUCUCUCAUCUUGCGCACUUGAAGAGUAUCUACAGAGGGGACCUAGAUGAUUCAGCACUCACGAAUCUAGAGAAACUAUUUGACAUAUCUUCUCCUUUUGCCAAGGUGACUGAAACAUCUCUUAAAAAGAAAAGGAAACGAAAAGGUGAAAAUUCCGACAAUCAUGAGCCUACCUCCCUGGAAGAAAUUGAGUUUAUUAGAAAGAAGAGUAAUGAAUUUCUAGAGGAGCUCAAAGUUGCUGAUAUGUUUUCAAUGAGAUUAGAAUCAGCGUCUCAAGAAAACAAUGCAGAGGCUCAAGAAGUAGCAAAAAACAUGUUGAGACUGUUCAAGAGCCCCAACUGUAAAUUCAAUGGUGGCAACUCUAACGAAUCCAAUGUAACCGCAAUGUGUCAUCAAAAUCUCUGCAUUUUCCCACCAAAGUGCAGAUUUUUCAACAGUGAUAUCCGUGAGAUGGAUUAUGAGUUAUUGGAGAAGGAGGGGAGAUUCAAUGCAAUAUUGAUGGAUCCUCCUUGGUGGAAUAAAUACAUAAGGCGUAAAAGGAAGAAAUGCACCGUUGAAAGUUAUGACAUGCUGUACAAUGAAGAGUUGCUAAAAUUUCCCAUGAAUCGUUUCUUAGAUGAGGCGGGGGUGGUCCUUAUUUGGUGCACAAAUGCUCCCAGCCACAUACUUGAACUUUCAAAAGUAUUGCUUCCAGCUUGGAAUCUGGAACAUAUUGCUACAUGGUAUUGGCUAAAAGUAACAAAAAGUGGCGACCCUGUGUGCCCAUUUUCAGAGCCAUGUCAAAAACAACCCUUCGAAAGAAUCAUAAUAGCUAGUAGAUCACAGGAUUUAAAAAGUAAAUUUGCAGCUCUGGACAAACGAUUAAUUCUCAGUGUUCCGAGUGCAAUCCAUUCUCAUAAGCCACCUCUUAUUGAUAUUUUGAAAGAUUUUUUACCUGAGAGCCCUCGGUGUCUUGAAAUCUUUGCUCGAUAUUUGCUUCCAGGCUGGACCAGUGUCGGAAAUGAAGUUCUGAGGCUUCAGUGUUCACCAAGCUUUGAUACGGAUAAAGAAAAGACACAAGUGUAAUCCACACUGAUCUAUUCAGGUGGAAUUGAACCAGUGUUGGACAAGACCUGCUCAACAUAAGAACAAAGUAUGUAGUUCCUAGGGAGGCAAGUUUUCUUGGAUUGCAAAUUUUCCUCCUCUUAUAGUAUUCAAACAAUAAAAUUUCCUGGGUUUUUUUUUCUUUUUUUUUUUUGGUUUUUUUGGGCGUAAUUCCUCAUGAAAGUUCAUUUCACUUAAAUUGAAAGCUUUAAGUCUCUUGAAAUAAGAAGUGCAAUGUGUUGGCCUAAAAAAAAAAAAUUCCCGGUUCUGCAGAAAAAUUGAAAUUUUUUUUUAAAAAAUGAAUUGUAUUGAAAAAAUAUCUAAAAAGAAGCUUUGCUUCUUGAUCAAUGAAUUUUCAGAGAAUCAACAAUGAUCAAUUGGACGUAUUUCUGCCAAGCAGAACUAUGUGCAUUAAGGCAUGAGCCCUGAGACCAAUCAGACUAUAUGCAUAACAGGGCUCACAUCAUAAUUCACACAGUUCCGUUUGGCAGAAAUACGUCCAAUUGUGCAGUUAAAAUAUUUUGUAUGUAAAUUAAGUUGCUGAUCAAUUAUAGAAACUGAACUGUAUCUUUAGCCUGCGAAAGCAGUGCUUGUUAUUUACCAAAGGAAAAUAAAUCAAAUCAAUACCUAAAUUCA
Bemisia tabaci is the source of this 2009-nucleotide messenger RNA. NCBI's taxonomy places the organism in Eukaryota, Metazoa, Arthropoda, Insecta, Hemiptera, Aleyrodidae. The record is from RefSeq and is a predicted model, not a curated record.